Branchiostoma belcheri (Belcher's lancelet) is the source of this 1482-nucleotide messenger RNA. RefSeq names its product 1-phosphatidylinositol 4,5-bisphosphate phosphodiesterase gamma-1-like. The coding region runs from base 44 to 784 and encodes 246 amino acids. The transcript is spliced from 3 exons. Gene Ontology annotation, biological process: positive regulation of epithelial cell migration; phosphatidylinositol-mediated signaling. Gene Ontology annotation, molecular function: phosphatidylinositol-4,5-bisphosphate phospholipase C activity. The record is from RefSeq and is a predicted model, not a curated record. Lineage: Eukaryota; Metazoa; Chordata; Leptocardii; Amphioxiformes; Branchiostomatidae.
UCAGCAGAACGGCCGCAGCGGGUACAUCCUCCAGCCGGACUGCAUGCGCGACCCCGUGUACGACCCCUUCAUCCGUAACACGCUGAGGGGAGUGGACCCGAUCACGGUGACUCUCACCAUCUUCGGCGGCCGCCAUUUGCCGAAGGCGGGUCGAGGCAUCGCCAGCCCCUUCGUGGAAGUUGAGAUCAUUGGAGCAGAGUACGACAACAGCAAGUUCAAGACUGAGACGGUUAAUGACAAUGGCCUCAACCCACUGUGGACCAAGGCCGAGUGUGAGUUUGACGUGGCCAACCCAGAGAUAGCGUUCCUGCGGUUUGUUGUGCAAGAUGAAGACAUGUUUGGUGAUCCCAACUUCCUGGGCCAAGCCACUUACCCUGUCAAGUCUCUCAGGAGGGGGUUCCGGUCUGUGCCGUUGAACAAUGGCCACAACGAGGAGAUAGAGAUGGCCAGCCUGCUGGUCUACAUCGACAUCUGCAAUGCAAGGGAGGAUGAUGAUGAAGACAUCUACAACAACAUCGUCACACUACGAGACAAGACCCAGAUACUGUUCGACAAAGUCAACAACAUCGGCCGUGACCACACCAGUCCUGAGGAGCAGAACAAGUACAUGGCCGAGCUCAGGCACACCGAGGAGGAGCUCUUAAAACUCAACGAACAGCGCCGAGCAAGAAGGAACAAGAGCAGGCGGGGAGCGAUCGCUGGGAUCACCAACCACAGACACAUGGCGGCCAGGAAGACCCCCAGCUCUGCCAGUACCUCUUCCCUCAAGUCCCUCAGGCACUGAGGGGGAGGGGGGCACUGAGGGGGAACGGGGCAGGGUUUCCUUCAACUGAACAAUACAGCUCUCGCCUUGUAGUUGUAUACAGGAUGAACUUAGUCUUUCACUGCUUUAACUACUCAAGUAUCACAAGACUGUGUAAAAAAACUUGUGAUGGUUGUGGCAUUUUGCCAUCAUUGUAGAAACUUACUGAAAGGUCACACCUAGUGGGUGGGUGGAGAAAAAGAGAUCAAGAACAGCUUGCUGGGCAUUGUUAGUUUGUAUGAUAAAUUUGGAAAAGGUUCCACAGUACUCGGUGUAUCCAUUAUGUCUGUGAUAUAGGGGAGUAACUGCAGUGGUUGAAUGUCCUGAUUCUCCUUGUUGUGUAAUAACAACAGCAUGCUUGUACAUAAAGUAUACCAUGUACAAGUUGCACAAGCAGCUACGCAAUGCAUUAUGAUCGUGGGCCUAGCCAUGAAAACUCUUUGACUAUUGUAAAAGUUUGUCGAAGUUUCUUUUGAACUUAUAUACCACAGAGUAAAGCAAAAGAAGUUGUCAAAUGUUGUUCAAAUAGACAUGCAAACUAUAGACUUCUAAGGAAAGUAAUCAGAAAACAAUAAGAGCUGUUUAUAUGGGAACAAUGUAUAAUGUAGUCAGGAAUCAUUUUAUUGUUGGCUUCUGAAAGGUUUUUAUAUGCUUCUGGUAUGUUUGGAAGGCUGGUAAAA